AUGCUCCUUCCAACUGCCCUCGAGGCUCAGGUCGAAAGCUUCAUUUCACGCCUCAAGAGACGUCAAGUGAUUGGCUCGUAUGAAGUAGCCAAAGAAACCGCAGUUUUACUGCGACAAGCAGUCUCAACCACUCGAUGGAAAGAUGUCAAUUCUAUCAUUGAAACAAUUACCGAACUUGGUGGAAGGCUUGCCAUGGCCCAACCCAAAGAGUUGGCAGUUGGUAACAUUGUCCGACGCGUUCUCAAAGUUAUUCGUGAAGUGGCCCAAGGUGAAUUGGAAACAGACGGUGUUGCAGAUGUGGAUGAAAAUGAAAGUGAAGGAUACACUUCUGAAGACGAAGACGUCCCUGUGAAGGGCAAAAUUCAGUCCUCAACCAGCAGUAUUGUCAGUUCGCUCAACGAACGCCCUCCUUUGAUCACCCAAUCAUCAAUGUUUAGACUACUGGCUGAUGUUGGGCCAAAGAGUGACGAGAAAAAGGCAAACUACAACUUGAAACCAUUGAUUAUUCAGGAAAUCAACGAAGAGAUUAUUGCAGAUCUUGAGAGUGUCUAUAAGGGGAUCGCUGAUCAGGCUGUGGAUUAUAUUCAUGCAAAUGAAGUGAUCAUGACAAUUGGUAGAUCACGAACAGUAGAAAAGUUCCUCCGCAGAGCAGCAGAACACCGCAAGUUCCAAGUCAUUGUGGCCGAGACUUCUCCUACUUAUCAAGGACACCAAAUGGCUAUUGCACUUUCAGCUGCUGGAAUUGACACUACAGUUAUUGUGGACUCUGCAAUCUUUGCUGCUAUGCCAAGAGUCAACAAAGUUGUUUUGAGUGCUCACGCUGUACUUGCCAAUGGAGGUCUUGUGUCUGUGACUGGAUCUCAUUUGUUGGCUGCUGCUGCCAAGCACCAUUCAACACCUGUGCUUGUCUGCACUGCUCUUUACAAGCUUUCUCCAUUAUUUGCUUAUGAUGCCGAUGCAUUCAACGUCACUGUUGCACCCAACAGUGUUCUUGAUUUCCAACAAGGUUCUUUGGUAGACAAGGUAGCAGUAUCCAAUCCAUACUAUGACUAUGUCUCUCCAGAACUUGUCAGUCUGUUUGUUCACAACUUAGGAUCAGCACCACCAACAUAUGUUUACAGACUCAUCAACGACAAUUACGACCCAGAAGACACUACGUUAUAA
Molecule: messenger RNA, 1164 nt
Organism: Phycomyces blakesleeanus NRRL 1555(-)
Lineage: Eukaryota; Fungi; Mucoromycota; Mucoromycetes; Mucorales; Phycomycetaceae
Exons: 5
Coding region: 1-1164 (387 amino acids)
Biological process (GO): translational initiation
Cellular component (GO): eukaryotic translation initiation factor 2B complex
Molecular function (GO): guanyl-nucleotide exchange factor activity; translation initiation factor activity
Source: RefSeq, a predicted model, not a curated record